This is a messenger RNA of Stegostoma tigrinum, 2573 nucleotides long. It is a transcript of the gene mak16, whose product is annotated as MAK16 homolog (S. cerevisiae). Bases 113 to 988 code for a protein of 291 amino acids. Gene Ontology annotation, cellular component: preribosome, large subunit precursor; nucleolus. NCBI's taxonomy places the organism in Eukaryota, Metazoa, Chordata, Chondrichthyes, Orectolobiformes, Stegostomatidae. The record is from RefSeq and is a predicted model, not a curated record. The transcript is spliced from 10 exons. Gene Ontology annotation, biological process: maturation of 5.8S rRNA; maturation of LSU-rRNA.
GCCGCUUGCCAUGAGGGUCAAGAUGGCGGCGGGUCCCUUGUCAGGCGGCGUGUUGCAGUGAAGUUGGAGGAGAGGGCGGCAGGCCCGGGGUCUCGGCGCUGCCGACGGAACCAUGCAGCACGAUGAUGUGCUUUGGGAUCUUAUCGGAAACAAAAGUUUUUGUUCCUACAAAGUGAAAACUAAAACGCAGAACUUCUGUCGCAAUGAGUAUAAUAUCACAGGCCUGUGUAAUCGGUCAUCCUGUCCUUUGGCCAACAGUCAGUAUGCAACAGUCAAGGAGGAGAGAGGUCAGUGUUUCCUGUACAUGAAGGCAAUAGAACGAGCUGCUUUUCCGUCUCGAUUAUGGGAGCGGGUCAAGUUAAGUAAGAAUUAUGAGAGAGCUCUGGAACAGAUUGAUGAACAUCUUAUCUACUGGCCCCGCUUUAUCAGACACAAGUGUAAGCAGCGUUUCACAAAGAUCACCCAGUACCUGAUCCGUAUCCGCAAGCUCACCCUAAAGAGACAGAGGAAGCUGGUACCUUUAAGCCAGAAGGUUGAACGGAGAGAGAGAAGGAGAGAGGAAAAGGCUCUGAUUGCAGCUCAGCUGGACAAUGCCAUUGAGAAGGAACUGCUGGAGCGACUCAAGCAGGGGACGUAUGAAGACAUUUACAACUUCCCUAUUCAUGCUUUCGAUAAAGCGCUGGAACAGCAGGAUGAAGAGAGUGAGACCGAUUCCUCGGAAGAAGAUGAGGAGGAUGUUGGUCAAGUGGAAUACGUGGAGGAUGAUGCAGUAGAUGAGAGUGACCUGAGUGACUUUGAGGCUAUGGACAGGCUGGAAGGAGACGAUGAGGAGCAGGAGCAAUCCAGCGAAGCAGAGGAGCUGGAGAAAGAAACUUCCACGUCAAAGGGCAAAACACCAGUCAAAGGCCCAGCCCGGAAGAAGCGACCAUACGUGGAAAUUGAAUAUGAGCAGGAAACAGAACAAGCAGCCAAAGCGACUAGCUCCUAACAGUUUUGUAAUGCUGCUUGUACUGAAAGUGAAGAGUUGUGUUAACUCCAUUGUAAAGACAUUGUAAAGCAAAACAACUUCAUGGUCUCCUCUGGACGGGCUUCAUUGCUGCUUCCAGUUAUCAUGGUCUUGACCGCAGAAAGCAAUAACUAUUGUUCAAGAUUCUUAAUGUCAUCUGUGGGUUUAUGUUUUCUCCAUUUGUUUUAAUUGCUCCCAUUUGUAUAAAACUAUGAAUAAAGGAUGUGACUGACUUUUCCAUAGUUCUAGAAAUGUCUUUUGAGCAGUUGUCUGGUUAGAUGCCAGUGGAAAUCUGUCCAUCCUGAACUGCUGUGCUACUGACUUGACAAAAGCUCCUUGAACUUGGGCUUCAACUAAAUGUGUUUUCAUCAGAUUUGGGUCUCUUAAGUGCAGUUAAAUGGAUGUGCAUUCUUCAAAAUCCUUGGAGUGGCUGUCUAAGUGGAUGGGAGAGUACUUGGUCACGCAUACAAACCAAAAUCUCCCAGGUUGAUGCACUACUCCUGCAAAGCAAGGAGUUCUCUAGGUGAUUAACUGCAACGACACACAAAGUGGCAUCAGGUUCUGAUAUUUCCUCCCUCUUAUGGGCAAUGGAAUUUUCAUCGUACAGUGAAGAAGGAAUUGUCAUGUCUAGUCGGUGCCACAUAAGGUUUUGGAAACUUGGCUGUUUUUCACUGUAGUUACCAAGCUCUCACCAGGUCAGAACAGGUACAGUUAGAUUCAGAGUUGAAGGUUUUUGUCUGUACAUUGACAUCAAGCACACCUUUUGUGCCUUUUGAGUUGAAGUAGUUUUUACAGGAAACUAAUAAGUUUUAAAUACAGUCAUUGUUGUAGUGUCAGAAAGACACCUGCCAAUUGUGUACAGCAACCGUCCACAAAACAAAAUUGUAAUCAUGUGCUUCAUUAAUGUUACAGACACCAAAAACACAUGUUCUUUAAAAGCAUGUUGUGAGCUUCAUGACAUCAGUUUCAGAAUGCCGAUAGGGGUCUCAGUUUAACACCUUACUGUAAGGUUGCACUUGUUCAUUACUGCAUUGGAGCACUGGCCAAGCUUUGCAUUCUGUUCUGUGAAAUGGCAUGGUCGAUAAUUUAUGGAAGGUGCUGGCACUAAUAAUCUGAGCCUGAGCAAUGAUGAGGAAAUGUGUUAAAGUGGCUGUAGUGAGCGUUUCUGGGUUGUUUCCCAUGCUCGGAUCCAGCUUGUAUUGUUUGUCCUGAAUAGCUGCUUCUGCUGAAUAUUUGCACACUCAGAGACUGUGAUGUUUUCUGCUUUAGUUUAUUAAGAUUUUGUACAGUUACUGUGAUUUGUUACACAUCUUGCUGCACUCUCUGCAGACAGUCCAGUACUGUUGCAUUCUUGCAGCUCUGGCGUACUCCUUCCAGGAGAAUCUGAAGAGCAAAAACAGAUUAAACCAGCCACUGCUCCAGCAUCUGUGUUGGUGGAUGUAGCUCAGUGCUAUUCCAAAGCAGUGUUCCCCCACGUGGUCGAAUGUUUCAAUAUUUAAAAUUCUUUGCUAAACAAACCACUGUAAAUGAUGUAUCUUCAAAUAAAAUGUGUAUGUUGUGAAAUUUA